Molecule: messenger RNA, 1355 nt
Organism: Carassius carassius (crucian carp)
Lineage: Eukaryota; Metazoa; Chordata; Actinopteri; Cypriniformes; Cyprinidae
Product: isopentenyl-diphosphate Delta-isomerase 1-like
Exons: 5
Coding region: 56-889 (277 amino acids)
Biological process (GO): isoprenoid biosynthetic process; isopentenyl diphosphate biosynthetic process
Cellular component (GO): cytoplasm
Molecular function (GO): isopentenyl-diphosphate delta-isomerase activity
Source: RefSeq, a predicted model, not a curated record
GUGAUGGCGUGUCUGUAGAGUGCUGGACUGUGAUUGGUCAGCGUGCUGUGCGCUCAUGGCGCGGUUGUUGUGUGCGGCACGCAGAUCAGCGGCUGCGCUCGCGCUGCUCGUCAGAGUAAAUAAAGCCGCUGCUCCAGCUCAGACUCUUCAUCUGUCUGCUCCACAACACACACUUCUGUACAGGCGGCUCAGUUCACCUGUAAGGAUGCCGGAGGUUAACGUGGAUCAUCUAGAUGAGAAACAGGUGCAGUUGCUUGCAGAGAUGUGCAUCCUCAUCGACGACAAUGACCGAAAGAUCGGAGCCGACAGCAAGAAAAACUGCCAUCUCAACUCAAACAUUGAUAAAGGAUUAUUGCAUCGAGCGUUCAGUGUUUUCCUGUUCAACAGCGAGGAAAAGCUGCUCCUUCAGCAGAGAUCCAAUGCCAAAAUCACUUUUCCAGGCUGUUUCACCAACACUUGCUGCAGUCACCCUCUCCACACGGCCAGUGAGCUGGAGGAGCAGGACGUCAUCGGGGUCCGGCGCGCCGCUCAGAGACGCCUGCAGGCCGAGCUGGGCAUCCCCUCCGAUCAGGUGCCUCCAGAAGAGAUGACCUAUCUGACCCGCAUCCACUACAAGGCCCAGUCAGACGGCGUCUGGGGCGAGCACGAGAUCGACUACAUCCUCUUCAUGCAGAAAGACGUGGAUCUGAAUCCAGACCCCAACGAGAUCCAGAGCCACUGCUAUGUGUCCAAAGAGGAGCUGAAGGAGCUCCUGGAGAAAGCCCAGAGGAAAGAGCUGGAGAUAACGCCCUGGUUCAGCCUGAUCGCAGACACCUUCCUCUUCAAGUGGUGGGACAACCUCCAUGACCUCAAACAGUUCAUCGACCACGACAGCAUCCACCGCAUGUAGGCCGCGUCUGGACAGCACUUUAACAGAAAAUAAAGAGACUGCACAGUUUGGCCAUGUCUUAUUGGACAGCCUUGGUUUGUAAAUGUUUAGACAAACAGAGAGUUUUAUUUUAGCAUUAACGUUCAGAUUACAACUUGAAUCCAGUUUUCAAACCGCUUCAUGAACACUGAGCAUUUUAUUGCUGACAAACACUGUCCGUUAUUGCCUAGUGUCACAUGAGAGCGGCUGUGCUUUGGAAGGAAUAUUUUGUGACUAAAACUAUCAGGACUCGCUGUGAGGCUUACAGUUAUCUCAAGUAAUUAUUAGAGAAGGAAAAUAAAAUGAGCUUUCUUCAUAGUCUGGUUUUUUGAACCCAUUCAUUUCUACAGUUUUAGAAAAUUAAUAUGUAAAAGUAUGAUGUAUUCAUUCAUACAUCACUUGUAUGUUUCACUCAAUACUAACUUUUAAUUAUAAGACAUGGUAUGUU